GAUUACCACAAUAAAUUAGGUGAAUUUCAGAUAGCUAUAUAAUAUUUUGUGCAUGUACACAGAUCACUUCUGCGUUUUGUCAACCAAAACACAAAGUGUGCAAAGGCAAAUUGAUUUGACUACGAGUUACCAUGGUUACCAAGGGCAUCCAAACAAAACAGGAUCGACCAGCUUCAUCUGCUGAGGAGCUACACAUGGGACUAAAGUCCCAACAUUCACUGAAAUAGUUUGGCCACAUCUGUAACGUCAGAGCUCAUUAGAAACUGAGAAAAUGUACAAAGUGGAUUUGCCUGUAGACCAGUCCAUAGAAAAGGCUGUGGAGAGGCGAAGGUCUGCAGAAAAAGCACGUAAGGACCAGAUUUUCAACACCCGGCUCCGGGUAAUGGGCCUCGACCUUGAUGCUCUCGACCAACAGGUCCAGGAGAAAAAACAUCAGCAAAACAUGGAGCUACGACGGGGCAGAGCUUUCGAUAAGCUAAGAGAGUAUCACGAUGAAGCACUGCUGCAGCAAGACAUUGAUGAAAAAGAGAAGCAAGCAGCUUUGCAUGCUGACCUGACCCAAUAUUGGGCCACUAAUCAGCGUGUAGAGGACUCAAGUGAUGCUGAUCUCAAAUGUGGCCUGAAGGGGGCAUUCAGGAUCACCAUUCCAGAGAAUGAGCUGGGACCUGCCAGUAUGAAAAUCUUUCAGGGACAGGAUAUUGGAAAGGAACAAAGGAGGAGAGAACAAAUGAAAAAGACAGACACAGAUCUUCAAGCACAGAAGGAAGACAAUGAGAGAAAGCACGUGGGAGACAAGCAAAGAGAGAUGCUCGUGAGCAAAGAGCUGGUGCAUCAGGACCUUAGGGGGGUUCAGCUGCAUGCACUAGAGGAGGAGUGUAAGAAAGCUGCCCGCAUCGCACUCGACAACUACAAUCAAGCUCUGGCUGCAGAGCGGGCAGAGAAACUGAAGGAGCAGCACAGGAGAGAGGAGAGGGAGAAAGUCGCAGAGAUGCGGCAUACUCUGACAUCCGACAUGAUGACAGAGUGUGCAGAGGCAGCGGAGAGAGAGGUGGGAGGAAGGAGGUUGCCCAGGGUUCUGGUAGACAGGUGGAAGGGGAUGAGCCCUGAGCAGCUGAGCGCCAUCCACAGGGAGAGAGAAGAGCAGCGUCUCAACAGAGAGAGACAAUGUGAAGCUGAGAAGAUUCAGGACGCAGCUUGGGAACUCCAUCAGCUGAAGCUGUCCAGAGAAGCAGAGGAGGAGGAGAGGAGAGCAGAAGAGCUGAGGAGAGAAAAGAGGAUUCAGAUGGACCAUGACAACAUGCAGCUGGCCAGAGAGCAGCAGGCACAUCAGGAGUUCCUGAACAAGAAGCUAUACACCAACAAACCCAGCAAGGACUUCUUUUAUCAAUUCAACACCAGCUCCCGCUGA
Molecule: messenger RNA, 1408 nt
Organism: Cottoperca gobio
Lineage: Eukaryota; Metazoa; Chordata; Actinopteri; Perciformes; Bovichtidae
Gene: ribc1
Product: RIB43A domain with coiled-coils 1
Source: RefSeq, a predicted model, not a curated record